UCCUGGCAGAGUGAGUGAAAUGGGCUUGGAUGCACAAGUGGGUGGGGUGUUGGCGGGACAAGGGUGGUGCCGGCCUCUUAUUUCCCCUCACACGUUACGGAGGUCUGGAUCACAUUUAAAACACAUGUUACUGCUCCUCGGCUGUGUGCGGUUUGGCAGCUCCUGAGGAAAAGACAGUGAUAGGGGAUUUAACAGGAGGGGGACUUGAUCACUUGACAAACAGACAUUAGAAAGGGAAGACGGGAACUUACAAGCAAAUAAAAGGGCGAGCUCUGGGCAGCAGCAGUGGGAGAGACACAAGGGCAGACAGCAAGACAGACAGCUUCCCGAGGCUUUUUUUUUUCUGAAUUAGGAGGAAGGAACUGUGUGGCUACUCGUGCACCUCAGGGCCCUUUUAUCUGGAGAAGUGAGGACUGACACAUACAGAUAUUGUAACCACUGAAAUUAGCUGUGGUUAAGUAAAGGCAAGACAUCAGCAGUCUGCCAGGAGGUGAUAAAAUAAAGCAGAGCUUGAACACGGAGGAAUUUGUUCAGAGCCCUUGAAAAAAUCUCGCAGGCUCCAGGAUCCACUUGGAUAGAACAGAGUGUGCUGACAAGAGUUCUACCAGGGAAUCUUGAGCUCUGUUUCUUCCGAGGUAAUUUCCAGCUUCUUAACUUCUUGUAACCCUCUUUAUUUGACUGGACACCUCUGGUUCUGCAUCAAAGCCUCUGCAGUAAUAGGAGCGUGUUUUAAAGCCUCCUCGGUCCAAGCCUCCUGUGGGCGUCUGGGUUGCUGUGACAGGUUACAACUAGCUUUCUCUCACACACACACACGUGCACGCACAUACACACGCUCUCUCUACUGUGCAGCUGUAAGAUCAAGAGUCUGUGUUGCACAUAACCUGCGCUGAAAGGACUGAGUGUGUAUGUGUGUGUGUGUGUGUGUGUGUGUGUGUGUGUGUGUGUGUGUGUGUGUGUGUGGUCUGAGGCUCUCAGCUGGUCUGGGAAACUGAGUCAGAGAGGCAGCCAGCUCUCAGUGCUUUCUGCCAGCAGUCAAAGGAGACAAGUCCACACUGCCGAGUGCGUCUCAGAGAGAGCGAGCGGAGCCGAGAGGAUGAUGAUGAAGAUAAAACGGACUCUGUGCAGAAUCUCCUGCCUGGUGACUCUGGUGUUGGAGCUGAGCUGGAUAAACGUGGGCCACAGCAUGCCCAGCGAGGGAGGCAUCAGGGGAAUGAAGGAGUGGGAGAGGCAGGUGCGCUCAGCCUCCAGCCUGGAUGAGCUGCUCAGGCUCGCAGACUUUCCUGACUGGAAGUUGUGGAAGUGUCGCCUGCGACUGCAGCAGCCAGAGACCCUCUCAUCUCCUCCGUCAGGAGGCUCACACCGCUCUACACGCUACGCUGCAGAGUCCUACAGCCUGGAGAUACUUAAAGCCAUAGAUGAAGAAUGGCAGCGGACUCAGUGCAUGCCGAGGGAAACAUGCGUUGACGUGGCCAAGGAGCUCGGCACCGACCCGUCAAUGUUCUUCAAGCCACCGUGUGUGUCCGUUCACAGGUGCAGUGGCUGCUGCAACCAAGAGGGCGUCACCUGCAAAAACACAACUACUGUAUAUGUGAAUAAAACUGUCCUCAGUGUCAUUCCAUUUAAGUUUGUACCAGAACCAGUGCUAAUAAAAGUAGCUAACCACACAGAGUGCAGGUGCAUGGAGCCCGCCAUAAUACGACGUAAUGCUCAGCCUCACAGGAGCAGUGGCUGCUCUCCGAUGGGCCAGCUGUCAGAGGCCGAGGACUCCAGGAGACUUUGUGCCACUGGGUUGAUCUGGGAUUGUUCAUCUGACAGAUGCAUACCUUACCCAUCCAGUGCACCAGACUUUCCCCUCACUUCAUGGAUGCCCGACUGUGAGAUAGACGUGGAGCGGUGUGACUGUCUUCCUCGACCUGUGCCGCCUCUCCCGCCGAGACUGGCCCAUCGCUGUCAACUCAACUCUUCCAUCUGUGACGACAGAUAUCAACGUUUCGAUCCCGCCACCUGCAGAUGCAAAUGGCCCAAGUAGAAGUCCACUGGGGAAAUGAAAAACGACAACCUGCUCGCCAAGGAUGUUUGGAGGCAGAGAAAAAAAAGGGCUCAUAAUUUAUUUACAAUCCUAUUUAUGCCGAUCACUUUAACUAAUUAAGAUAUUAACUCACAUGACCAUGUUAAUUGAUUUUUUUAACAUGCUUACCUUGUUUCAAUCAAUGUGUAAAGUUUAUGAUGUGUAUUAUUUGUACAUUUGUUCUUUGUGCACUGAUAUUAAAAGAUUAUUUUUGAAUACU
Molecule: messenger RNA, 2288 nt
Organism: Acanthopagrus latus (yellowfin seabream)
Lineage: Eukaryota; Metazoa; Chordata; Actinopteri; Spariformes; Sparidae
Gene: vegfd
Product: vascular endothelial growth factor D
Exons: 8
Coding region: 1094-2029 (311 amino acids)
Biological process (GO): positive regulation of endothelial cell proliferation; positive regulation of angiogenesis; vascular endothelial growth factor signaling pathway
Cellular component (GO): membrane
Molecular function (GO): chemoattractant activity; growth factor activity; vascular endothelial growth factor receptor 3 binding
Source: RefSeq, a predicted model, not a curated record